UUUCAGAAAAUGGUUGCCCAUCAGAAGGCGGAUUUCAAGUCGAAAUGGGCGAUGGUCGUGACUGUCAAUAACCUGAAUGACAAGAAGCGAGCCGAUUUGAGAGAAUUUUCCGAGUGGUUUAUCGAGACUUUGAGAUUGGAAGGAGCUUUUAUUGGUCACUAUUUCAAUUAUGAGGCUGCACCGGUGACCAUCGUCGAGACUUUGCCAGGCAAUUUUGACUCAUGCACUAAUGCAUAUCAGAAGAUUCACAAGGAGCAUCCGCAGGUCGUCCUCGUCGUGCACAUUCUUCCACAGUCGCAGUCGAACGAGUACGAGUGGAUGAAGGUGUUGGCGUCGAGAUACGGAUUCGUCCGUCAGGGAUUGCUCUACGAUAACUGUGCCAAUCGUUUCCAAAAUGUGGAAACCGAUCAGAAUAGCGUGUUCCGGAACAUGUGCCAAUGGAUUUAUCGUAGCGGCACCGCGAUUGUGAGAAAUGAGGGAAACGCGUGUGGAAUUCUCCAUGGAAAAGAUCCGAAACCGACGUUCGACAAGGUUCUCUUCAACAGCGAAGACAUCAAGGAUUCCGUUUUCAAAGUUCUUCACGCCGAAGAAGAGCCGAGAGGUGCGGAUCAGGAGAACAUGCUGAAGAUCAGUGGAUAUCCGGGGAUGCUCAACACGUUCGGCAUCGCACAACUUCUCACCCCAUAUCGUGUCAAUGGGAUCACCAUCACCGGCGCCCAGUCGGCCGUCGUUGCCCUGGAGAACAAGUUUCAAGUCUAUCAGGCCGUGCAGGAUUUCAACGGGAAGAAGCUCGAUCGCAAUCACAAACUUCAAGUUAGCAGCCUCGUCGUCUCGUCGCCAGCCGUUCCACUCGAGUGGCCAUCGCUCAAAAAGUCGAAGAAGCUCGUGGAGCAAGUGGGAAAGCCGAUCAGACUUUCGAAAGUCUCCUCUUAAAUGUGCCCCAAUUUGCUUAUAAGUUAUUUUUUUCUGAUUUCUGAUGAUCUUUCUUCGAUAUCUCGACCUUUACCGGUUUUUUUAAUCAAUUUGCUCAUAUUCCUUGAUAAAUAAUCUCUCCAUUA
Molecule: messenger RNA, 1058 nt
Organism: Caenorhabditis elegans
Lineage: Eukaryota; Metazoa; Nematoda; Chromadorea; Rhabditida; Rhabditidae
Gene: pid-3
Product: Protein pid-3
Exons: 4
Coding region: 10-933 (307 amino acids)
Cellular component (GO): nucleus; cytoplasm; perinuclear region of cytoplasm
Source: RefSeq, marked reviewed